UGUUGAUUAUCUCUAUCCAUAAGUGUAGAGAAAAUGAGGAAAACUAGUUUUUUUUAUACACUAAUUCCUUCUUUCUUGGUCAAUUAUUUGGUACCAUCACUACAAUGAAUGCUUAUUACUGAGUAUUCAUGCAUUUCAUGUGGUCUCUCUCUUGACUUGAUAUAUCUUGCUGUUUUUCAGUUUAGUUGUAUUUCUCUGUAUUUCAUCUUCUGGUUUGUGCUAGUUCUUGCUGGUGUGUUACCUUUGAGUUUAGACUAUCUAUUUAGGGGUUACUUUCCCUGUGUUGUUGGGGGUGCUUUUUUGCACCUGUUUUGGAUAGUAGAUCUAUUUAGGCAAAUUAGGAUUUUCACCCAAAAUCAUGCCCCUAAACUUUUCAAACCGUUCAAAAUUUCUCCUGAACUAUUGAGAUUGAUGUUGGAUGACUCUUAUCCAAUUUUACUAACGGAAGCCUCACGUGGCAAGUUCCGGGAAUACCAUUUGUUAGAUGUCAAAGUUCAAAGUACAUGGACAAUCGUUCUGUUAGUAAAAUUGAACGGAAUUGGACAGAAGUCCUUGAGUUCAACAAUUUCAAUAGUAUUUGAGGGAAUUUUUAACGACAUGAAAAGUUCAGAUUGUGGAUGGAAUAGACUACAUGGAAUAAGAGGUGAUGAAAAGAAUUAGAGCUGGUUGAUUUCUUCCCUGCAUCAAAUUUGUAACAGAAGGUCAGUAAUGGCAUCUUCGGAGUUAAAUGAUGGUUCCAGCAAAAGGGUGGAGGAAGCCAAUGAUGAAGGAAACUUGAAGAAGCUAGAUUCUGGCGAGAUCAAGCGCAGUGAUAGUGAGAAGAAGAAGAAGAAGAAUAGUAAAAGAGUUUCUUAUAAGAUGCCAAAGCUUGCGUGUUUCGGUAUAAAAUCUGAAUCAGAUGGGAAAGGGAAUUUCGAAAUGGAGGUUGAAGACGAGUUUCGAAGAAGGAAUCCUACUCACUUGGUCAUAAUGGUAAAUGGUCUUAUUGGCAGUGCUCAGGAUUGGAAGUUUGCUGCUACACAGUUAUUGAAAAAGUACCCAGAUGAUAUUGUUGUUCACUGCAGUGAAUCCAAUUCUUCUAGGUUGACAUUUGAUGGUGUUGAUGUAAUGGGAGAGAGAUUGGCAGAAGAGGUUAAGUCUAUGGUAAAGUGCCACCCAAGUGCUCAAAAGAUUUCAUUUAUUGCCCAUUCAUUAGGUGGCCUGGUAGCAAGAUAUGCCAUUGCUGAGCUUUAUGAACAAGAUAUCACAAUAGAACCAUCUCGGGUAAAUGGAGAUUGUAGAGAAGCUAAAUUCAAAGGCAAAAUUGCUGGAUUGGAGCCUAUUAAUUUCAUAACCUCUGCAACUCCUCACCUUGGUACAUGGGGGCAUAAACAAGUUCCAGUUUUUUGUGGCCUUUACACUAUGGAAAAAGUAGCAGCUAGGACAUCUUGGUUUCUUGGUAAAAGUGGUAAACAUUUGUUUCUAACUGACGGUGGGAAUGAGAAACCUCCCCUUCUUCUUCAGAUGGCAAGUGACACUGAAGAUCUUAAAUUUAUUUCAGCAUUGCGUUCCUUUAGGCGUCGUGUUGCCUAUGCAAAUGCGCGUUUUGAUCACCUUGUUGGUUGGAGUACAUCUUCUCUAAGGCGUAGAAAUGAACUCCCACAGCUCAAAAAGCUGUCACGAGACAGCAAAUAUCCCCAUAUUGUUAAUGUGGAGACAGCAAGAACUGCCAGUCCUGAGAAUGAAGUACCAACUGAGCUGAAAGUAGUUAAUGGAGGGGAAAAUGUUAACAUGGAAGAGGAAAUGUUAAAGGGUUUGACAAGACUGAGCUGGGAAAGAAUUGAUGUGAGCUUUAGUGGGAGUAGACAAAGAUUUCUUGCGCACAAUACCAUUCAGGUGAAAGGAUCGUGGAUGAAUUCCGAUGGAGCUGAUGUGAUCCAGCACAUGGUUGACAAUUUUCUCUUGUAAGCAGCUGUUGUUACGCGUUGUCACAAUGGUCAAGUUAGGGGAUUUGCUACUAAAUCAAAAUUCAGCAUUUUGCUGGUGACAUCCAUUUAAAGCAGAAGGUGAAGCUUGGUGUGGCGGUUCUUGUUAUUCAUAUUAAAGACAUGAACCUUCCUAUGCCAGACUUAGAUGGUUCAGAGAGAUCUAUAGGGAUGAAUAUGAAAAUGGGUAUGUAUGUAUUUGUACCCUCUGUCAUUCUAUUUUUAUGUACUACACACAUACAAUUCAUUAGAUUGCAGAGAAAGGACAAAACAACUGAAAUUUGUUUUGUCCUUUCAACUAUAAGACUAAUAAAUGUUGUGAUGUAAUUUUUAUAAGUUAAUUUAUACAUUCAAGUAAACAUGUCUUGUAAAAACUUAUAACAAAUCAUUCUGAAUAGACGAUUUCAUUGUUCCAAAAUAA
Molecule: messenger RNA, 2385 nt
Organism: Cannabis sativa
Lineage: Eukaryota; Viridiplantae; Streptophyta; Magnoliopsida; Rosales; Cannabaceae
Product: putative lipase ROG1
Exons: 3
Coding region: 709-1947 (412 amino acids)
Source: RefSeq, a predicted model, not a curated record